Messenger RNA from Thermothielavioides terrestris NRRL 8126, 2329 nucleotides. RefSeq lists its product as uncharacterized. The transcript has 3 exons. Lineage: Eukaryota; Fungi; Ascomycota; Sordariomycetes; Sordariales; Chaetomiaceae. Bases 137 to 1873 code for a protein of 578 amino acids. The record is from RefSeq and is a predicted model, not a curated record.
UCUCACGUAGGUGUUCGGACCCUCACCAGCCGGUCCGUUUGCAAGGUCCACCGCCGCUCGGCUGAGACCGUGCGCCGUCCGCUCUUGCUCUCCACCUACAGUAGCUACCCGCACCCUGGCACCGAACGCUCUCGCUAUGGUUCGAAGCGUCCAGCAAAAGUACGCCAGCGCGCCCGUCCGGGCCACCAAGCACCAGGACUCUGAUUCGUCAUCACUCGACCUGUCAGACGACAAUGGCUACUCUGGCGUCGAAGACGUCAGCGAUUCCGAUGAUGAGGACGAGGAGCGUGUCUUUGCGGCCGAGGAGGAGCACAUAAUCAAUGAUGCAUCGCGAAAGCGAUCCUCAGCUCCCCCUCGGCCGCUGCUGGAAGAUGAUGAGGAGGAUGAUGCGGACGAAGAGAGCGAGGCGGACGAAGCAGAAGAAGAAGAGGCGGAGUCCGAGCUUGAGGAAGCUGACCCCGCCGACGACAGCGCUAGCUGGGGAGGCAUCUCGUCCGAUCACGAGGAGCCUGGCCCCGCAGAACCCUUCGCCAGCGACAACGUUGACCAGGCGGCUAUCACCACCAUUGAACGCCAUGUCCGCUUUGCCGGCGUGCCCGACAGCGACUCGGACUCGACCACAACCGAUACUUCGGAUGCCAUCAACGAUUUCUUCCCCGAUAUAUUUGUAGAGCAGAGCGCCCUCGACCCCUCAUUUCGUCGGGAGAUUGAGGCCGAUGACGAGACUUCCUCGAAUGAUUCAUUUUGGGACUUCCACAGCGCCGCGCUCGACGCCUUGGCUCCGGCCUCAGACGACGAGGUCGGUGCCCUAGAUUCGGAUAUCACGCCGAUGGCGACGCCCGGGCCUAGCCAGCCUUCCACCGAUGCGUCCACUCCCGUCGCUAUCCCGGCAGACGAGCUGGACCUCGACGGAUACGAGUCCGACGGUGAGACGACCGAAGAAGAUGUGCCGGAACCCGUUGUCCGAAAAAGGCAGAUACGACGGACGCCCUCAGUUGAGCCGUCCUCCGACUCGGACACGGAGAGACCUGUCCGGCGUGGCCUCGGGAAGCCUCGCGCGGGCCGGUUCGAUCUCGACAGGUCGGAUAACAAGCCCAUCGGCGUCGUCGAUCCGAAUUCUGGGAAGAUGAUCAUUUUCACUCCCCGCCGCACGAACCAGUUGGAUCUCUCGCCCGAGUCGCUCCAUCUUGACUUCUCCAGGCAAGACCUGCCCGCCUACUCCCCGCCGGUGAGGAAUCCUGGUUUCAUCAUGAUGGGAGCUAUGGCGUCUUCCAAUACCUUUGGGGAUUUCAUGAACAUGCAACCAUUCGGCCCGGCCGAGGCCUUCUUCCCUUGCACCUCCGACGCCUUGACGGGCGAGGAGAGCGACGACUCGUACCUUGCCGGUGUAGGCGAGGACGAUGAGGAAAGCAUGCUCCGAAUUGAAGACUUUAUCACGUUCCACAAUGAUCCCUCCGACGGGGAGGAAUCGGGUGCCGAGUGGAACGGCGAUCUCGUUUCCAGCCCCACGCGGCCCAAGACCGCCGCGAGCAGCGCAAGCGCUGCUUCCGAAUCGGCUGCAGCGCAUCCGCUGCUCACGCACUUCGACAACAAUUCGGACGCGGUCGGUGCCUUCCGCCGCAACCAGAUCAACCAGCAGCUGAUCUAUAGCGACAAAGCCAGCCAGGAGUCGCUCGCAUUCUCAGGGCCCUACUACCACGGCACGCUCCGAGGCAUCAAGGCAGGAAGCUUGGAAACCGUCACGACGCCCAUCACGCCCAUUCGCAGGCAGAAAAGAAGCAGCACGAAGAGGAAGGCAUCGGGCAACCACGCGGACGCGGGCAUGCACAAGCGACACCGGAGUAUCUCGGACAUGGAAGUCUUGCGCAUCUGACGCCCCCCUUGGGGCGGACUCGGCGGCAGCGGGACUGUGCAAAUUACGUCGGAGGACGGCAUGGUCUGGGCCCGUCAGUCCUCGGAAGUGGACGCGGAAACUCCCCCCAGCCAUCCCUGGCCUCGUAAUGUUUUGACGACGAAUCCUUCGACCGAACGAUCUUUCACUUUGUUUCCUUCUCUUGCACUUAUCCGACCCGUCAUGACGAGUUCAGCGUUUUCUCUUUUAAGCCCGGUGGAAAGGGCGGUCGCAGCGAGGGAUUUCUGACUGGUUCUCCGCGGAUCUUCUCCUGUCACUAUUUCGAAGCUGGUGGAAUUACGGUGCCGGAUUAAAUAUUUUUGUGUUUCUUUUUUUCCCCCCGUUUUCUCGUUUUCUCUUGUCCUUUUGCCCGAGACGAAGACAACUUCACGGCGCUAGACAGACGGCUGGUCAAAAAAAAUGCCGGUUUGGCUGGUA